Messenger RNA from Scatophagus argus, 10474 nucleotides. It is a transcript of the gene st6galnac3, whose product is annotated as ST6 (alpha-N-acetyl-neuraminyl-2,3-beta-galactosyl-1,3)-N-acetylgalactosaminide alpha-2,6-sialyltransferase 3. Lineage: Eukaryota; Metazoa; Chordata; Actinopteri; Scatophagidae. The record is from RefSeq and is a predicted model, not a curated record. Gene Ontology annotation, biological process: ganglioside biosynthetic process; oligosaccharide metabolic process. Bases 244 to 1164 code for a protein of 306 amino acids. The transcript has 5 exons. Gene Ontology annotation, molecular function: alpha-N-acetylgalactosaminide alpha-2,6-sialyltransferase activity.
AGUAGCAGCGCAGCGUCUGUUCAGGUCCCAGCAGCUCCAUGGGAAAAAAAAAAGAAACCCGAGAGGAGACGAAUAACGGUACACUCCAAUAUUUAUGGAGCCGAGCCCCGCAUGUAAUCUCACCGCACCGUGUCUCCUCUUGUGAUGCAUUCAUGAAUAAAACUGUUAGCAAGCGUAGGCGUUGAUCGGCGCUGUGGGGCGGACGAAAACAAGCGGUCCACCAUUGUCUGCGUAGAAAUAAGAAUGGCCUGGAUGUGGAAGAGGAAGCCGCUGAUCGCCACCAGUCUGAUCGUGGUGGUGUCGCUCUUCGUGGUCGUGGUGAACUACUCGGAGAAGCCCUACUUCCUGCUGCAGCCGGUGUUCGGCCAGACGUUCAGCAGCCACUGGAUGUUCUCCAAGCAGCCGUACAAGGCGUUCAAGCCUCACCUGGGCUACGUUAGCAUCCCCAAACAGGAGCCUCUGAAGCUGCACUGUGAGCUCUGCAGCAUCGUGUCCAGCUCCGGCCAGAUGCUGGGCCAGGCGGCCGGCCUCCAGAUCGACCGCUCUCCCUGCAUCUGGCGGAUGAAUAACGCGCCCACGCGGGGAUUCGAGCACGACGUGGGCCAGCGAACCACGCUGAGAGUCGUCUCGCACACCAGCGUCCCCCUGCUGCUGCAGAAGCCCCAGUACUUCUUCGGCCAGGGCAACGACACCGUCUAUGUGGUGUGGGGGCCGCUACGAAACAUGAGGAAGGACGGGAAGGGCAUCGUGUACAACAUGCUGCGGCAGGCGGCGGAGAACUACCCUCACGCACGCAUCUACGUCACCACAGAGGACAGGAUGAACUACUGUGACAUGGUCUUCAAGAAGGAGACAGGAAAAGACAGGAUCCAGUCCGGCUCCUACCUCAGCACCGGCUGGUUCACACUCAUCCUCGCCAUGGACAUGUGCAAAGAGAUCCAUAUCUACGGCAUGAUAAAUGACACCUACUGCAAGACUGAGGGUUACAGAAAGGUUCCCUAUCAUUACUACGAGGCGGGCAGCCGGGACGAGUGUGCAGAGUAUUUGCUCCACGAGAGCGCCCCCUAUGGCGGGCACCGCUUCAUCACGGAGAAGUCUGUGUUCGCCAAGUGGGCCAAAACCCGUGCCAUCAAGUUCUUCAACCCACCGUGGCAGCUGUCGUGACCCUGGCCGAACCGAACGUGGAAAAACUACACCGUCAUCGUCUUUAUCAUCGUCAUCAUCACCCGGGGGCCAGCUGAAUCUUGAUUCUGACACUAAUGUGCACGAAUAUCCAUUUUGCCACAAGUUAGACUCCAUAUCCAUUAGAAAAGCUCGGUGGAGGGUUACCUGUCACGCCGUUGAUGGUUAAAGUCCAGUUUUUUGACAGUGGCCGCUCAGUCAGACAGACCUCCAGUUAAGGUAUUGACCAAACUGGGCAGCAGAAACAUGUCUCCUGCUUCUUGAAAAAAAAAGUCUUUUGCUCCUGAAUUCGAGAGCUGAAUAUAGUGCACAGCUCGCCGCUCUUCACUGACGACUAUUUGAUCCAUCUGCUGCUCUGUGAGUUUAGCAAGAGAUGGCUCAGAGACUAAUUUUUAAAAAAAAACCAACAUGAAGAAGAAACAACCAUUCGUCAACUUGCAGUGACCUCAGAGGUUCACGUUUCUGCAGGCGCCGUAUAUCGCUAAGGCUGCGUCUAAUUUUUUUCAGGACCAGAACUGAAGAAGAGCGCAGCUGCUGCAUAGAGAUGAGUCACGUUGCCAUGGACAUAUGAUGAGCUUUCCCACUUUGUUUCCUCUGGGUGUCUGUCUUCUUCUGUCAGGCUGUAAUUAAUCCAUAACAAGUAUCAUUCAGGCCUUCAUCUCAGACUGAGGGAGUGCUGGAGCUUUCUAUUUACUCUCCCCUGUCUAGGGAAGCUUCAACAAACAAUGAAAACACAAGCAAAAAAACAAAAAACAAAACAGAUUUCAAACAAACUCCAAGGUCACGGGUGUGUAGAUGUGAGACAGCUUUUUUUAUUGUUAUGCGUGGUUGUGCGUUAACUGACACAACAUAAAGAUGUCAGCUUUUUCUUUUUUUUUGUUCUUCUUCUGUUUUUCUAAUGCUGUGAAAUUGAAUUUGGAGCAACGUGUCUUGGCGUUGGUUUGAUGUCCGGAUGGGUUACUAAUUUAUUCUGAAGAGAUAAAUUCUUUAACAGUGUGCCAUUGACAAUGUGGGCAUCACAGCACAUGGAGCAAUGUGCAAUUCGAAACUCCAUCCUUCCCGAAGGAGUUAAAUCAUUUGUGAUCCACAAAGAGAGAGAUUUAUGUGUGCAGUGAAACCAUUUGAAGUUAAUUGUAUUCUAUUAUCAUUUUGUGCCUGCAAUAUACUCUGCAGUUCAUUGUACAGAGACAGAGAAAGAUGCUCUCUGUCUCUCUCGCUCAUAUUCUCGUCCAGCUUUGUGCCUCUUUGUGUACGGUAGCACUGUGUGAACACAUCUUCCCAUUUGUCUUUGAACGCAGCAGGCCUGUCUCCUGGCUCGGGCCAUUACAUCUGAAUGCGUCUGUUCCAGGACAGUCAAGAAUAAUCAGUGAAAUGCUGAGGUGUGGAGGUUAGCUGGUAGCUGUGGAGGGUUGAGACACUCUGGCUGCGACCGUGACUCCCCCCCCGAGGCUGUGAUUAGUGUCCCGGUCAGAGCCGCGGCCCGGUGGGGAGGACUGGAAGGAUUCAAAGACUUCUAAUUUAGGCGCCUUGAUCCACAGGGUCCUUGACGACUGUAAUGUACUGCAGCUGAGCUUCACAGUCUCACUCCUACUGCAGUGUUUACUAUCGCGCUCAGUUUUGGGCUGUUUCUCAAUAGGCACCGAUUUGGUCAGAAAGACGUAGGUUACAAAUGGCAGGGUUUCGGAUAUCUUGUCAGAAACUACUGUACCAUAAAGGACUCUAUGUUUGAAAUUGACUAAUUUUAGGCUAAUAAAUAAAUAGACAAAUGUUCAACAUUUGUCUCCCGUGAAUAAAUGUAAGGCUCUUAAAAUCAGAUUUUCACUGAGCAUGGAGAAAACCUGCACUGGCUGCACUGAAUAUGAAAAGAGGCAGAUAGUGUGAGACUCUGCACAAACAUCGUAGUACACAGUGACGCUCAUUCACCGUGUAAGCAUUCAGCUGCAGGAACAAAAACAAAAACACAUUUUUAACUGGAUAAAUUCAAAAAAAUACCCAAAUUGAGAAAUUAAAAAUGAAGAGUAGCCUCUUGUUUGACAAAUUUAUCUGAGGGUGGAAGGAUGUGAUUUGGGCUCUGCAGCCCAAAGUCACUUGUGAUAUUGUUAGAACAGCUUUGAAAUGACUACAGACAGAGUAACUGCACAGGUCCUAACUACAUGCUGAAAUGUUUCUAUUGAAAUGUGGUUAAAAACAUUAUUAUAUCAAACUUACACAUCUAUUAAAACUGGCCACCUUCCACUGCUUCCACUUUUUCAGGAUCUCAGAAACCUUUUCAGGAAUUCUUCCUGCAUUUCAACCCGAGGAACUGUGGUCGAAGUUUAGUUCCUGUCCCCCUUCCUGGCAUUAAUGCUUUGACUUGCAGUGGAAAUUUCCUCUAUAAUGUUAAUCAACUUCCUGUUGCUUCUUCAGACACAAGCGUUACAAUAUCUAAAUUGUGUCCCAAACUAAGCCGUCUUUUGCUGAUCAAUUAUCAGACCAGUUUUGAUCCUCACUGUCCUUCAGCCGCAGUGGAAACAAACAGGAAUGUGCAGCUCCAUUUUUCCUUUUGUUCCUGAGCUGCAUUGUCUGAGCUACUUUGUUCCUCAAACUACUUGCUUGAAAAGAGGCUAAUUAACUUUUCAAGCAAAUGUAAUUGACGUUUCUCUCGUUGAACUUUUCAUGCACGCUGACGAGAAGUCCAGAAAGUGUUACUGAUGGAUUCAUAAUAGCUCUUAGGCUUGCAUGUCAGCCGGUCCAUCUCAAUGAAAAUCGUUUCACAUUGUUCUUAGUUUUAACCCAGGCAUCGAUUUUGACCUGCGAAUUACCAGAACCCUGAAGUCUGGCUUCCCGUUUGUCGGCCACAUGUUUGGAAAUAUCUCUUGCCUGAAGAACAGGAAAACCUGAUAUGUCUCUCUCACUGGUUUCCAGGCAGAGCGAGGCACUUACAAAUACUGUGCUACAACUCAAAGCUCACUGUACGUCAAGCUGGCUGACAAGUACAUCGUCAAAAUGUAAAACCACCCUCUUUCACAUUCCUGCGGGAGCAGCCCAGUGGAUAGGAGGCGUCUGUAACACAGGCGGGUCGUGGCUCAGAUUUCCUCCGGGACGACGUGUGCUUGAGUGCUGUGCUGCAGCCCAGCACUGCAGGCGGCUGCAGGUCAGAGUGUCCACCGUCUUUCUGUCCAUGUGGCGAAAACUGCCCUUGAUACUGAAGUGAGAAUUCAUACAGUAUGCCAUGCGUGUUACGUGGUUAACUUACAUCUUUUAUACAUUGCCACUCAGCUUGUGAUUGUGCAGUCGUCUGGCAGCUCUUCACCAAUCAGCUCUUACCUCUUCUGUUUUUCCGCAAAGUGUUGCUGAAGGAGAUGUAUAGGUGCGUCACGGUGCAUGAUUUGUUUUAAAUUGUUUGCUCACAACAGGAAGAACACCAUGUGGCGUUCCUUCUGUUCACCUACCAUCCUCCUUUUAAAAAAAUCUCUCUCUAUAUAUAUAUAUAUAUAUUUGGACCGACUUUUUUUUGUUGUUGUUGUUGUUGUUGUUUUGUUCAUGCAGUAGUUUGUGUGCAGCAUUUUUUUUCUGCUCCAGGUCACAUGUUGCCAACAUUUUCUGCUGCUUCAGGCUGUGCUCUCGGUUAUUUUCUGAUCAACAAAGACUCCAUUGUUCUCUGCCAGAACACACUGGAAGAAUACCCACAGAUGCAUUAUACAGUAUAUUAUGGAGAAUACGCCCUUUUACAGGCUCCCAUGAAUCAUCCAUGGCUCACAGGAAGACGACUGUAGACACAUUCACUGUGAAUUAGUAACACUUGAAUAAAAGUGUGAGCAGAGUGGGAGGCACAAUAUUGGAUACUUUUACUUUUCAGGGGUUUUUGUUUUUUAUUUGUGGGGAAAAAAACGUAUUAAUUUUCCUUAGAAGUUAGAUCAUGCCAGUGUCAUAUCUGUCUGUUACAUGUGAAGCUACAGCGAGCAACCAGUUAGCUUAGCGCAAAGAUUGGAAACCGUUGACUAACUAACUCACAAGGGUACCAAAAUCCACCUACAAGUACCUACAACUAAUUAACAGGCUGGAUCUUGUUACUGGGCCAUUUCUGGGCUGGCCUCUGUUCCGCUAGCUUUUGUAACUCAGUGUAAUUUCUCAUUCAGCAAUAAAGAAAUAAAUAAGUUGUUUUUAAAUAAUAAUUUUUAAAAAAUCAAGCACAACAUCACCCAGAUCAAAGGUCCGUUUUUUCCGACAGUACAUUAUAUUGAAAACAAACACCAAAUGCUCUGAAAAGUGGGAUUUUACUUUUAAUUGUUGUUUUUGUUUUUGUGCUGAUUAAACCAAGAGAUUCCUCCUGUAAAUUAAUGAGCCCUUUCGUACAGAGCCAGUUCAGCUGUUUCCCCCGUUUCCUGUCUUUGUGCUAAGCCGAGCUAACCAGUUGCUGGUUGUAACUUCAUGUUUACUGUACAGAUGUGAGAGCGGUAUCAAUCUAACUUGAAGCCGAUUUCCCUAAACGUUGACCUAUUUCUUUUAACAUUUUUGCCCUGAAUUUUGUUUUGAUCCACAGCUUGAACUGAUGGCCUAAUUUAACGUUCUGAGCAGUGAAGUUUGCUUGGAAAUUGUUUCAUCCAUCCUCAAACCUAAAGCAGACAUUUCUCUUUGUACCUUGCUGUAUAUAUUCAAAUUUAGUGGGGGGUGGGGGCAGAAGUGGCUGCAGAAUGAGGACCAAUUGUUCGAGGCUGUGAAAUACAAAUUUAAAAAUAAAAUUAAAGGUCAUUUCCCUUAAAACAGAGCUGGAGUCCUGAUUAAAACAUCUCCAUCUUAGCGUCUGCGGAACAAAGAUGUGAAUUUCAUUAUUCAGUUGAAAAUGGUGUCAUUAGUUUGGUUGUUUUUCCUGCUGUGAUCAGUCGAGGUGCUUGCUGUCUGCACUGUCUGAGAGUUCAGAUUUUAAAGACAUUUUGAUUGUCCGACUCGAAGCCUCUUCAGUUCACGAGGUAGCAUUUUAUUUACUCCAUCAUGACUGCUGUACUUGUUGCCAUUUUCUCAAAUGCCUCAUGUGCUUUCUUAAAUUGAAAAACUAAUUUUAUUUUCUUCUCCCAUGUACAUGUCUUACUGUUGUUUUUGUGUUGUAAAGCACUUUCCUUUUUCAUUUUCAGGUCAAGUGUCCUUGUGAAAUGUAUAACUUUGGGUGAGUGUUGAGUUACAUAGAAUGUAAUAUAACACUGAUGUUGUUACAGUGUAAGUUCUGCUUUUUGCUAACACAGCUAACACACUCCUUUUACUGGUGGAAAAUUACAUCCAAAUGCAGCAUGGUUUAUUGUAGGUAAUUGAAAUGUACAUUUUGUUUUUGUUUUUUAAAAAAAGUAGUGAUUAUAUGUAUUAUUCUGUCAUUUGCUGUCUACAUAUUAGUUAAAAUUAGAUAUAUUGUGAAUGUUCUCUUCUUGUUCUUUUUUUUUUUUUUUUACCAACAUGGAUUCUGUCUUCUGUCUCUUUUAUUUGCUGUGGGGAUUAAAGAAAACCUAAAGCCCCAUCACGUGAUUAAUUUUCAUUUUGAACAAAACAGAUUAAGCAGCAUCUAAGAAAUCUAAGAAACCUGCUGAAAUAGGCUCAUGUUAUAUGAAUGGAGCUGAGAUGUGCUGAAUUCAGACAGUUCUUGGGAGUUUCGGUGAGCGUGAGAGUUUCUUUUUUUAUGAAACCUCUGCAUAAAUGAACACAAGUUUGAAAUAAUAAUGCUCACAUCCCUGGUUUUUGUGCCACAGUAAUGAAUAAAGUAUCAAGCUGGAAAAUUAAAGCAGCACUCCAGCAGUUUAGCAGUGCACUUUCAUACAUUUGGAGAACUCACAAGAGACAGAUUCAAGAAAUAAUUCUCCAAAGCUAAACUGAGAUAUCCUGACUUUUUAUCUUUUAGUAAGGAUGAAACUCCGUGCACCAAUUUGUAACUCAGGCUUGUAGUAAUCAAUGUUUUAUCUCAACCUUGUCACCUGAAAAUUACACAUACGGCUAAUCUGCAACAGCAAAUAUGUUUUGCAACUUUGAAACUUAAUGUCACCCAGAUUAUGUUAUAAAUGUACCUGCAGAACAUUCAGAACUUUUAUGGUUGUGUUUUGACAACUCAAAGUAAUUGGUUAAAAUUGUUAAGAUAUGCAGGUCUUGUUAGCAUGUGUUUCUUUCUCCUAGACCACAAUCUUUCCGUAUCCAAAGCCUUACCAAAAGAUGCAGGAGACGAGCUGUUCAAAUUUUGCACUUUACAAAAAGUUAACACUCACUUGACAGCAAAAAAAAAAAAAGUUGGUGAAGAUCAUCUGUGCAGCAAUUACAUUUCCUUCAAAACAUACCAGGAAAAACCAUUUUGCAGGAUAUAAUUUGGGGAGUCAGGGUUGUUACUUUCCCAGCCCACAAGACUUAACAAAGCUCCUCCAAGGCUGAAGAGGGCAUUUUAAAACUGUUUCCAGAGGAUGAAAAGUACUCAUCACAAUUAGUGAACUGACCCUUAUGUGCAAAAUUGCUGGAGUUGCCCUUACACAUGGGUUGGAUGAGCCCUGAUGCUGGACGCUUUCAAUUUCAGGGCUGCAGGAGUGGGUGGACAGGGUUUUAUUGUAACAGCACAUUUUUUCUCUCUGAUUUAGAAAAACGCUAAUCUCUGGGUGUCUUGUAAUUCAGAAGUCUUGCUUUUUGUGGUAUUUAUCAAUAUGUUCCACAGCACUGUAAGUAAGCUUGUAUAAUGUUGUUAUACACCCCCUUGGCUCGAGUUUAAUUAAUUGACAGUUUAAGUCGGUCCAAACAUGAGCAUGUCAUUCUGCUCAUUCUCAGUCUUAUUAGAUAACAAACCAAGGUGUGGCAGGCAUCCAUGUACACAUCAAGAGAGACGACUCUUCACAGUAAAUUAUCUCAAAGCGUGCCUCCAAGGCCCAUUCAUUUUCAGAGGUGCUGGAUGGAACCAUACAGCGAGCUUGCAGUCUGAGCAAAGAAAGUAAUGGACAUGAUGUAAUUUGUACAAGCACACAACAACAGAGAAAAUAAUGAGCCGUAGGAUAAACGGAAAAGAAAAAAAAUGAGUCUACCUUAACUUUAAUAGAGAAAAUAUUCCUACAUUUUCACUUCUGUUACCUUGACUGUAUUAGACCUCAGUGUAUUUCCAUCCUGAUUUAGAAAAAUGUUUUAUUUUCCUGCUUUUGUUGUUGUUGUUUGUUUUGCUAGAAAUUGGCAUGUGUCAGUGUUUGGCUGUUAGGGACACUGAACAAGGUCAAUGAGACAGCUGGAGUACUUUCAGUUCAGCGUUUGCAAAUUUGUUCUUGCAGAGCGUUUGACCUCUGAAACAUAUUUGCAGGAGGAUGUGCUCUCCAAGGCCAGAUGGUGCUACAAUAUGUAGCAUUAUUGUAGCUCAGGGACACUUACAGUGGUAAUUAUAAAAAAACUGGAUGAAAGAAGGGGAGAUAAAAACACACAUGAAGGAAAGUGCUAAUUGCGCUUUCUCUAAACUCUCUCUUAAAAUCUGUCCUAAUUCCAUACUACAGGCUGAUUUUAAAGCAUUUUUUUUAGUAUGCAAUGUGUUCACACUGGAAAGGUCGCAAAAUUAGGUAUAUUCAAAUAAACACAGGCUACUAAAAAUGCUUGUCUUUAAGUGUUAUUGAUGUACUAACCCAGUGAAGGAGCUGUGCACAAAAACAUGAAAACAAAUUUUGAAUGUUAUUGAGACAAAACGACAACUAAAAUUUGUUAGAAAAAAACACCAUGCAGUUUUUACCUAAUGUAUUGCACCAUUUCCUGUUAUUGUUACUGACUAUACGAUCAUAAUGUCGGCUACAUUCAAAAGUUUAUUAUGACAAUUAGUUUGUUAUAACUACUGGUUACUAUUAAUAUGCUGCAUGAAUCUGAGACACAGAACAUGCUUGUCGUGUAGAUUACAGAAUCUCACAUAUCUAAAUCCGGCGGCCAUGUUUCUUGUUAUUGUUAGCAUAAUACACUGAACUCCCACAUGCUCUCAUGAAUAAAGUAAUAUUACAACAUUUUUAGAAAUCCACUCAUUCAUUUUUUGCCAAGAAUUAGAUGAGAAGAUCGAUACAACUUUUUAUGACUGAUACAUCUCUAAAUAUAAAGCUAAAACUAGGAGACAGUUAGCUUAACUUAACUAGCUAGUAACAAUCAGAAAGACUAGGGGGCACAUGGAGCCUGUUUCUCUCUCCAAGUUAAAAGAAAACGUAUUUACCACAGCUUUAUAUAUCACUUAUAACUUGUUUAACAUAAUUACACAAAUAGAAAUGUAAACACAACAAUGGUAUGUCUUAACAACGGCCUCUUGAAAUCUUGUCACCAAGAAAUAAUUAUAACAGAUAACUCCCUCUAAAACUGCAUAUUGUCAGUUUUACAUUUUACAUUUUUCUGUUUGUGUUAAUUAGUUUUUGGUAGGUGUUUUUUUUUUUUUUUUAAUUUGGAGAGAGCUAGGCUAGCUGUUGCGUCAUGCUUCAAGGUUUUGCUAAUAACUAGUUAUUAGCACACAGACUGAUUGAAACAAUUUCAUCUAAUCAACAGCAAGAAAGUGAAUAAGCGGAUUUCCAAGCAUUCAUUUAAAGUUGCUCUGGUUGAAAAGUGCCCAAUUAAAAUAAAAUAAAAUAUAUAAAUAAAUGUGGAGACAGAAUCUGCUAAAAUUUUGUCCUUUUAACUAUGUGAAGGUUGUUUAAUGGUUUAGAGAACAUGUCAGAUAGGGUUUUUUGCAAGUAAUUACAUGUUAGCGUUUGUAAGUUUGCAUCAUUAGUUGUGGUUUCAUGUGAUGUAAUGCAGAUUCUGUCUUGUGUUCAUGUUUCAGGCUUGUAGUUGGCUGUAGUUGUACUGUAGUUUGCUGCCUCACUAAGCUGUUCUCUGCAAAGUUUGUCAUUCAUUUCAUUUUCUAGCCCACAGGUUGCUGAAUAAUAUCUGCACAAAUAUCCAUUUGCAUCACAUGACUUUUUGUACUCUGAAUCUGAAAGUUGUUUUUAAUAAAUGAUUAAAUCUAAUUAUCCGUGUUUCUUACAUUUUUUACCCAGUCCAAGUCAUCUCCCCUUUGAAAUGAGAACUCCUCCUAUGUCUCCUACAUGUCUAACUGAUCUGUUGCACUAAUGACCACUUUCUUGUUUGCUGACAGCUGCAGCCAAUUAGUCAGGUGUGUGGGAUACAUCAAGUCCAAGCGCAUCAUACCACCUUCCCCCAAGCAGUGAUUUCCAGCUGUGUGCAAGGCUCAAACACUGUGUUUGUUUAUUCGGGUCUUUUAAUGUUUGCAGCCCUGUUUCCAAUCAUUUGCAUGUUUUAGGAGGACUGUGGACAAAAUGCGUGCUGACAUCAUGCUUUUUGGACUCUGUCCUGU